Messenger RNA from Osmerus eperlanus (European smelt), 2448 nucleotides. RefSeq names its product peptidase inhibitor 15a (gene pi15a). The record is from RefSeq and is a predicted model, not a curated record. The transcript is spliced from 6 exons. Bases 209 to 985 code for a protein of 258 amino acids. NCBI's taxonomy places the organism in Eukaryota, Metazoa, Chordata, Actinopteri, Osmeriformes, Osmeridae.
UGAGCCCAAGUACUCCUAUAGCUUGACAAGAGCAACAGCCCUCUAUUGGACACUUUCCUUCUCUCUUCUGUUGCAAAAGCUUGGGAAGAAAUCGCUUGGCAACGCAUGCACAAGAUACCGCAGCACUGUUGAAGGAAGGUAGGACCUUUUCCAAAUUGAUUCAAGAGUAUUCGGAGUACAUCCUGUCAGAAAUCCUAACAAAUAAAACAUGAACGUUCAGUACUAUUCCAUAGACUUUUUGCUUCUCUGCAUAUCUUGUGGAGCAAGUGUUUUGGCAACGAGUAUUCCUGCCGUGUCCACGUUGCCAGCUACCAAUUUCACCAAUCUUGGCGCAGCGUUCAACUAUGGAACGGACACCAGCAAUAUUUCCAAAACCAGGAGGAAGCGUUAUAUUACCCAAAAUGACAUGCUUGCCAUUCUUGAUUACCACAAUAAAGUAAGAGGAAAGGUUUUCCCCCCGGCUUCCAACAUGGAGUAUAUGAUAUGGGACGAGAACCUGGCCAAGACGGCGGAAGACUGGGCCCAUGCCUGUAUGUGGGAGCACGGGCCCCGCCACCUCCUCAGAUUCCUGGGCCAGAACCUCUCCGUCAGGACGGGUCGCUAUCGCUCCAUUCUCCAGCUGGUGAAACCAUGGUACGACGAGGUCAAGGACUACGUGUUCCCUUACCCACGUGACUGCAACCCACGCUGCCCCCUCAAAUGCUACGGACCCAUGUGCACACACUAUACACAGAUGGUGUGGGCGUCAUCCAACAAAGUGGGCUGUGCUGUACACACUUGUCACAAUAUGAAUGUGUGGGGCUCUGUGUGGAAACGGGCCACAUACUUAGUGUGCAACUACUCUUCUAAGGGGAACUGGAUAGGAGAGGCCCCCUACAAAGUAGGUGUCCCUUGCUCUGCCUGUCCUCCCAGCUAUGGGGGCUCUUGCAGCAACAACAUGUGCUUCCCUGCCCUGAAAACAAACUACCUGCACUGGUUCAAAUAAACACAGGUUCCUCCAAGUUCUCCCUUAAAUAAGCUGACUCCCUUACUGCCAUAGGGACUUCUCUACCCUGAAAGGAUUUGCACAACAGUCCUGGACCAUGCCUUUCUGUAUAUAAGGGCUUAUUUAAGAGUCCAGCACACAUUUAAAGGCAGAACAUGUUUCGAUGAUGUGAGGUCAUUCAUGAUGUGUAUAUAAACUGUACAAUUAUUUUAUGUUUUUGUACAAAAACUUUUCAUUGAUAUGAUUUGAAGGUUUGGAAAGGCCGAUUAAUUGAAAGAUUAUGAGAGAAUAUAUCUGAUGGUGGUGCAUGCAUUCUUUCUGUUUCACUAUUGUUUUAUUCCUGAUUAUUAAGGGUCAAGAUGCUUUGUUGUCUAAUGGUUUAUGGAAUAUUGAUAAUAACCAAUCACAGCUGCUUAAUUCUCUUCAAUGGUGCUAAAGGUGUCACACUUUGAGUCGGUGUGUGUUACCCACAUGGCCCUGUCAUGGUCAGAGGAACAUCAUGAUAAUAGCUUCAAUUUGUGUUGUAGCCAGUUGGCAAAAGCUGGAAGGUCACACUACAAUAUCGUUGAUGGUGAUUAUUUUUGUAAUGCUGGUGUUUUGUCACCAUAGUGAGUUUAGUGGUGCUUUGUGUGAGUUUCAGUGUGCACUGAUUGUGAUGCUUAACCUUUUUAUAAUUGUACUUUUAUGUCAUAGCUGAGCGCAUUUCACAGGUUUCAGUCAGUAUUAUCCAGAUUGAUGGGACAAGGAGAAAAAUUUCAGUAGACAAAUCUAAUGUCCCUUGUCUGAAGUUGUUUUAUGUUGUUCACAGAUUUGUUUUCAGUUCUGAGAUAAUGAAAUGCACCUUAAGUGUUUCUAUAUUCUCAAAUAUCAAGAAAUCACUAUUUUUGUAUAUAAUCACCAUAAUCUAACUAUGACUAUCCUUAUACGUCAUGCAUACUCUAAGUUAUUCAUUUUUAUAUGCCAGAAAUAUUUAAUUUAAAAUGAAUGUUUUACGGUGUCUUGUAAAAAGUUAUGUAUAUAGAAAUGUUUAAAUGUGUUUUCUCCUUUUGCAUUUAUGUCGAAAGAAUGAAAUGGAUUGUAUGAUUGCAUUUCCCAUUUUGAGCAGACUAUAGUGAUUUAUAUGAACUAAGCACUAGGACAGUAUUGGCAAGUAAAUGCCUCCACUAUUUCCAAAUUCCUUUAAAAACUAGGUCAGAUUCUGAACAGUCUUCCACAUUCACUGUAUGGGCUUGUGUCUGAUAACCAAGUAACAAUGGCGUUUAGCAAAAUCAGCAGUGUAAAGAAAUAGCAUAAAAUUGAAUGAAAAACUUUUAGAUGUAAAAUAGAGAUUAACAGGACAACACCAGCAUUAGCAAUUAGCAUGAUUUUUAAAAUCCGCACUGACUGUAUUUAAAUUCUGAAUUGUUGUAUUUAUACAAUGAAUUGUGCUUCAGCUGCUGUGUUUUGUAUUUUGUAAUAAAAAA